Molecule: messenger RNA, 1017 nt
Organism: Durusdinium trenchii
Lineage: Eukaryota; Dinophyceae; Suessiales; Symbiodiniaceae
Source: the annotation of a GenBank genome assembly
AGAUGCUGUGCACCCCAAAUCAACUGUCAGCUGAAUUUUCUCCACUUGGCCCUUGCGGGCCUUGCUGGACACGCAAUGCUGCCAAGCCGCCACUUCAGCCACUUUCGGCAGAAGAGAGUUUCGGAGGCGAUCCGAUGCUUUGCUGAGGAGGCAUCUCAAAGCAGUGGAGCGCGGAUUGGCCAUUCAGGAAGUCCGCCGUCCUUGGCGCAGCGCCUCUCCGUGGGUUUAGGCGCCCUGGGCCUUGGUGUUACCUCGGUGGCAGCAGUGGCUUGGUGGCAGCUACCUCGUAUCCAAGCAGUGCUGCAUCCUCCUGAUGAGGCGCCCAAUGUGUGGCAACGGCUCCUGGGUUCUUGGAGCACUCCACGACAUCCGGCCGAUCGUGUCUUCGACUCGGCCGACUUGGACCGAGAUGGUCUUCUGGACCGGCGGGAGUUGGCACAGUACAUGAUGAACUGUGGGAUCAUGGACAUGAGCGGGUUCAACGCCAUUUGGGAAGAGAUCAAUACUGACGACACAGAAGCCAUCUCCAGAGAGGAGUUCAGGAAUUUUCAUGACAAUGCAGAGCGCAAUUUUUAUUUGAGUUUGUGGCGCUCCUUAAUUGGAGAUCCAAGCUUCUUAGGGAGCACGCUGUACUUAAGCGGCUCGGUGCUUUUCGCUGCCAUGCCCUACUGGUCCUUGGCAAGCCCAGCCACCAUGACCAAGAUGGGUCAGGCCCCUGUGGAGGUUUGACCAGGGUUAACAGAUCUUGAAGGUGCUGAACAGUGUACGCCAAGUGAGAAUAUGACUUUGGAAGACUUGCCCUUGCAUGUUUCGCAGGUGUUCUACAUCUUUGGUGGUAUCCUGUUCUUGUCUCAGACACUGGAGCGCCACACUGAUCGCUUGAGGAUCCACCGCCGCUUGGCCGGGCUCAUGGAGUCCGAGCGGUGAAAAAAGAGCGCGGUAAUCGGUUGAGCCUCGAAGCGGAACGAAGGAUGCAAAAAGAAAGGCAAAUGAAAGCAUAUCAAAACUGAAUGAGUC